AUGUCUCAAGGAUACAACUUCAACGCCAACUCAUUUGUUCCAGGAAGUACUCAGGUAGUGAAAUCUCCUGGCACGGGACCUGGAUCGAGUCCUGAUUCUAGUAACCUUAAAGUUGCUACGUUGAAUGCUUCUCGUACAAAGUCCAGUGACGGUGCUGAUACUCCAACUGGCAAACGAAAUGGCAGUCGUAGAAACAGCAACAAUGGUAAUGACACUGGCCACGGUCUGAAAACUGGGAAUAUGAAUGCCAAUCAGCAUAGAACUUCUCGUAAUAACGGUCGUGGUAAUAACAACAACAAUAAUAACAGUAACGACAAGGGAGGAGCGAAUCGUAAAUCCAAGCCAAAUGGUGGUGGAGGUGGUAGUCGCAAAGAGUCAAGACGGGGUGGUAACGAUCUCUCUCUGUCUGAUAUCCUACAGAGUGAGAACCGGAACAAGCGUGGUGAGAUUUCUAUUUCUCAUUUGGUUGAUCUCAGUCCUGGUCCUGAACAUAGACAGAGCCAGUCUGGACGUAGAAGAGUGCCUGGAGCUGGAUCAACUUACUCUUCUUCAUAUUACUCUGACUCGUACUACUCACAUUCGAACUCAUAUUUGGACAAGGUCUCCUAUAUCAACAUGACUUGUCGAUUUGUGCUGGAUCCUCGACUCGAGUAUAAGUUUCUCUUGAAUGACCCAGAUUCACAUGUUCCCAUGGAACGGGUACUUCGAGUGAUUUGCCAACCUGCUACAUGUCCUAUAUGCUUGGAAGCUAUUCCUGAAGCACCGCGAAUGCUUGAAUGUGGUCAUUUGAUCUGUUAUCCCUGCUUGUUCCGUUAUUUGGACGCCGAUAAGUUUGAAGUAAAUCCAUCUCCACCGAGACCAUCAGCCGGUGCUGCUAGCACUACUGGUAGUAGUGGCAGGAAAAACAAGGAGUGUCCACUUUGUUUUGACCGCAUUCGAAUCGAGAAAGUGAAACCGGUGACCCUAGCUGAUGUUGGUGAUGACAGGUUUGAUGCUCCCAAGGUCGAUGGGGAAGCGAUAUUGCGACUCAUGUUCCGACCUAAUGACAGUCUUUUAUCCAUUCCUCGAGAUACUGUGGGAGCCAAGAAAUCCGAUUUUUACGACCUGCCUUUGGUAUCUGAGAAAGACAUCAGUCAAUGUUCUCGACUUGUCAGGGGAUCAGUGGAAUAUGCAAUUUCCGAGUUCCAACGUGAGAUUGCUGAGCUUAAGAAAUCCCGCGAGGAAAAUCGACUUAUGUAUCAGGAUGAUGGGUACUGGCAUACCGAGGCUAUCAAGAUGAUCCAGGAGAUGAUUCGCAUAUAUAGCUCGGAAAGUGGACUGGAAAUCAACGAUAAAGACGGUAUUACUGGUAGUGCAGGCACUACUGCCCCGACUUCGUCAGCCAACUCGCCAAUUUCAGGCCCUUCACAGCCAUCAACCGCUGCCAGUGCAAUUCAUUCUGGUCAAAGCACUCCUCAAAUCCAUCAAAUUGGUGAGUGGCAGAUAGAAGGCGAUGUUCCUAUGGGAUCUUUUGAUUCAGAUGUUAAAGAAGAGGUAGAAGAGUCUAUUUCUGAGCCGAUUAUAGAAGAGUCGGUGAAGAACCAGUUGAGCUCGCUAUCUCUGAAUGAAGAGCCUGUUAAAGACAUCCAGUUGGCGAAUGCUCAAUCUGAGAAGUUUUAUGGUCGAUACAACGACGAAAGUGCAUUCUUCUUCUAUCAAACGGGAAGCUUGGAAUCUUCAACAAAGUACUUUUUGGCUCCGUUGGAUAUUCGCAUAUUGAAGAAGGCGUUUGGUAGUUACAGUGAGUUUCCGGCAAUUAUUGUCGUCAAAGUGGAGAACAUUUUGAACGGGACAUCAGUAAACGAUCAACUGAAGAAGCGAAUGAAGUAUCUGGGCCACCUGCCGACACAAACACCAGUCGCGUUCUUGGAAUGUGAUUGGCGAGACGUUGUUCCAGGUGAAGUUCUGAGAUCUUUCAGCAAAGAACUGCAACUUAGGAAGAAGAGGAAACAGGAUAAAGAAAAGAGGGAAGAUCGAGAUCAGAAGCGUAUUCAGAAAGAGCAAGAGGAACAGUUCAGAAGAGACCUUCUGCAAGAGUCAAACUCGCCAUUUUCAUAUCCAGUCGGUUCAUUAGGAUCACCUCCCAUGAACGCAUACGACGAUUCCGCCGACCCAGUGCUUGCACCAGUUCCAACUCUCCCCGUGUCCCCUAUACUUGGUAGCAGCGAUAGCAACGAUGGCUCGUCGUCGCCAUGGGGAAGCAAGACCUCGUUUGCCCAAGCUGCAUCUAUCUCGAAAGCAGAGCAAGACGGCCGGAUCAUCGAUGAACUACUCAGCGAGGCCGAACAACGCAAAGGUCGUGGAGGACGAAAGAAACUGGUUCUCAUGUCCAAUCGGCACUGA
This is a messenger RNA of Sugiyamaella lignohabitans, 2382 nucleotides long. RefSeq names its product Mag2p (gene MAG2). The transcript has a single exon. Gene Ontology annotation, molecular function: metal ion binding; transcription cis-regulatory region binding. The record is from RefSeq and is a predicted model, not a curated record. Bases 1 to 2382 code for a protein of 793 amino acids. NCBI's taxonomy places the organism in Eukaryota, Fungi, Ascomycota, Dipodascomycetes, Dipodascales, Trichomonascaceae. Gene Ontology annotation, biological process: positive regulation of transcription by RNA polymerase II.